Eurytemora carolleeae is the source of this 1235-nucleotide messenger RNA. RefSeq names its product vascular endothelial growth factor receptor 3. The record is from RefSeq and is a predicted model, not a curated record. Gene Ontology annotation, biological process: positive regulation of canonical NF-kappaB signal transduction; JNK cascade; protein phosphorylation. Lineage: Eukaryota; Metazoa; Arthropoda; Copepoda; Calanoida; Temoridae. Gene Ontology annotation, molecular function: ATP binding; MAP kinase kinase kinase activity; magnesium ion binding.
AUAAUUUCCAGGGGAGUGGCGUAUCUCCAUUCUUUGAAACCCAAACCUUUAAUUCAUCGAGAUCUGAAGUCUCCUAACCUUCUUCUAGUCAACCAUGGGCUUACUCUAAAGAUUUGCGACUUCGGUACGGCUUGCGACAAGUCGACAGUAAUGACUAACAUGAAAGGAAGCGCUGCCUGGAUGGCUCCGGAAGUAUUUGAAGGAAACACAUAUUCAGAGAAGUGUGACGUGUUCAGCUGGGGGAUUAUUCUCUGGGAGAUGUUAACGCGUCGUCUUCCUUUUGAAGAAAUCGGUGGAAAUGAUCUCCGAGUACUGUGGGCCAUCCACACUGACCAGCGGCCCCCACCAAUAUCAGGCUGCCCCCCUCCUCUAGAGCAGUUAAUGACCGUUUGCUGGAGCAAAGAUGUGACAGUACGACCUAGUAUGGCGAGUAUUUAUGAAGAAAUGAACUCAAUUCUUCCAUUCUUUCCAGGAUCCACUGAUCCGAUCCUCUUCUCAGAACCCGAAAUUGACCAGGAUACUCUGGGAAGUGAGAGUUUGGCCAGUUUCAAUACAGCUGAGGACAGCAGCCAGGUCAGCCUAACUGUUUCAGAUCAAAACCCGGAGAUUUUAGCUCUAGCUGUACAUACUGUACAUAAUAUUGCAUCCAACCCUGCAGAGCCAUCUAGCGGCGAAAUAAACCAUAAAAACUCAAAUAGUGACUUGAGACCUACUAACCAGUUUAACGUGCCUAACAUCAACCAGUGUCUUGAAUCUGGAUUCAACAAUCAUGGUUCCGCUGACACUCCUAAACUUGUAAUCAGCAUUCCAGGAAGAAACUUAAAUGCGGGAGAAAAACCUCAGGGAUAUUGGACUCCACCGGAGGAUGAUUUUGAAAUGAACCUGCCACAGAUGAAUCCAAAUGCACUCAUUGGGGCACCACCUGAGUUGCUUAGAAGGGGACCUCAAAGUUCGAGGGGGUAUUUGCCCCCAAUUGACAGGGGUUAUCUUCCCCCUGCAGUCCCUGCUAGAGGAGGUUUCCCUGCGGAAUGGUUGGAAGCUUCUUCUUCAGACAAGGAUCAAAGGGUUGAGUUUGAUCUGACCGCAGCGCUUUCAAACUUAAAUAUGACUGACCGAGCUAAUCUAGUCAUUGGAGAUAGAGGCUAUAAUGAUUUGGGUGGAGAUAAUCAGGAGAGAAUUUACAGAUCGGAAGGCGCCUAUGGAACGGGUCAAAGUGAUGGCUCUCAAAUUUCAAG